GCACAUGCGCACAAGCUUCUCUAUUCGUCUAGCCUAUCAAUGGCGGCUUGCGGUCGGAGAGAAGACAAAACUGGGACACCGAUUCUAUUUAUUCGCAUUCACAAGUGAAGUCGCCCAGGUGGUCAGUGAUCAUAGUGUCCCAGUUCCUUUCUUUGGUUAGCUGGCGAAGGCUUCAUGAUGAGUCGCCUUAUUUCACUGAUGCGCUGCUUGCGCCCCUUGAGAUGUCGAACAGAACUCAGUACUCAGAGACUUUCAAGGCUAUCUGUCUACAGCACAGCGGCUGCUCCGUACAAAGUGUUCCAGCGACCAAAGUCCACGGCUGCGGAGGAGGACAGUUCGAGGAGGAACUUCUUGUUUGAGACGAGAGGCUGUUCCAGGCACCGUCAGUCCUCCCAGCAGGAGAAAGCCGAGCUGGUCAUCUUCGACAAGGAUGGCACCCUCAUCUGCUUCCACUCCAUGUGGUCCUCGUGGGCUGUCAGGGUCACUGAGAGCAUCGCUCGUCACGUGGGUCUGGACAUUGAGGACAAGCUGUACGAGACGCUGGGGGUGUGUGCCCUGUCCAAGCGCGUGUUCCCCGGCCUGCUGGCAGAGAUGACUUCUCCGAUCAUCCAGGAAGAGCUGGUCAAGGUGCUGGUGGCCGAGGGCGUGCCCGCGGAGAAGGCCCGUAAAGCCGUCGUGGACAGCUGGGUGGAGGGAGACAGCGGGAAAGAGAAGAGUGCCGUGCAGUCCAUCCACCCGGAUCUGAUCUCGCUCUUCAAGAUUCUCAAGGCUAAUGAUGUGAAGAUCGCCAUCUGCACGGCUGACAACCGGCGUGGAACCAUGAACACGCUGCGCCACCUGGGGCUCACGCCGUACAUCGACAUGGUCGUCUGCGGCAACGACCCCAACACGCAGGCCAAGCCCAACCCCCACAACGCCUGGAAGAUCUGCGGGGAGCUGGGCGUGGACCCAGAGAAGACCGUCAUGGUUGGGGACACCAAGGCCGACAUGGGCAUGGGACACUCCGCCAAGCUGGGCUGGGUGAUCGGGGUGCUCAGCGGAGUCGGGGACACGGAGGAACUUUUGCCGGAGGCCAACUACGUUAUUGACAAUGUGAAAGACCUGCUUCCCCUGAUCAUGCCCUACGAUGACUGGGUCAACUACUACACGUACUCCUCUCACGAGCGCGUGCUGAGGGAGCCUGUUGACCUUGACCCUGUUCCGAAAGAGGAGACGCAGGACUUUAGCAUGGACAAUUACGACGUGGUCAUCUUCGAUCUGAACGGCACGCUGGUGUGCACACACCACAAGUACAUACAGUGGCUGGAGAAAUUGACCAGCAGGCUAGAAGUGAAGACCGGCAUGGACCUGGGUCCUCUGAUCUACAAGCACCUGGGGGUGUCCAGGGACUCGAAGAAAGUUCAGAACGGCUUGCUGGGAACUGGCGCUCACAUACAACUGAAGGAGGCUCUGGUCCAGCUCCUGAGGCAGGAAGGAUUCCAUUACGAGGAAGCCAUCAUAACCAUCAAUCAGGCGUGGCAGGACUGCGAGGACGCCAUCAAGAGUGCCACCAUCGUCCCGCUGGACAAGGACACCCAGCGGCUGUUCCACACGCUCAAGGAGAACGGCGUCAAGAUCGCCAUCAACACAACCGAGUCCCGCGAGACGGCCCUCAACGACCUCAAGGCCAUGGGGCUCACCCCAUACGUGGACAUGAUGGUGUGCGGAGACGACCCGAUGUCGCGGCAGAAGUCUGACCCACACAACGCGCUGCUGAUCUGCGAGGAGAUGGGUACGAGCACGGAGAGAGCUGUGGUGGUCGGAGACACCAUGGAGGACAUCAGCAUGGGACUCAAGGCCAAGGUUGGCCUUACAAUCGGUGUUUUGACCGGUGUUGGUAGUCGCUCUGAGCUGGUGCAGGCUGACCACAUUGUACCGAGCGUCAGCGAAAUUCUGCUCCACAUGAAGGGUGGAGAAGACGGUGAUGGUGGUGUCGACAACAGAACCGGAUCCUCUGCGACUUCGAGCGUCCCCCCUUCAGGAAGACGACUGUUCUCCACCAGCUCGGCCAGCGGUCCCUCUGCGACGUCGCGCCGAUCGUUCAGCACGACGUCGCGGGUCCCCGCGCAGGAGACGAUGAAGAGCAGGUAUGAUUACGUAAUUGUGGGUGCAGGCUCGGCGGGCUGUGUGUUAGCCAACAGGUUGACGGAGGACGGACAGAACAAGGUGCUGCUGAUUGAGGCGGGGCCCAAAGACAAGACCUGGAAGAUCCACAUGCCGGCCGCGCUCAUGUACAACCUGUGCGACGACCAGUACAACUGGUACUACCACACGGAGCCCGAGAAGUGGAUGAACAAUCGGGUCAUGUACCAGCCCAGAGGGAGGGUGUGGGGGGGAAGCUCCUCGCUCAACGCCAUGGUGUACAUCCGAGGACAUGCCGGUGAUUACGACGGGUGGGAGAAACUUGGUGCUGCCGGAUGGUCAUACGCGGAUUGUCUCCCCUACUUCAAGAAGUCUCAGACCCACGAGCUAGGGGAGGAUGAGUACCGCGGCGGCGACGGUCCUCUGAAGGUGUCGAGGGGCAAGACGGAUCACCCUCUUCACCACGCAUUUAUAGAAGCGGGACAGCAAGCCGGUUACCCGUUUACCGACGACAUGAAUGGCUACCAGCAGGAAGGGGUGGGCUGGAUGGACAUGACCAUCUUCGCCGGGAUGAGAUGGAGCGCUGCCUCCGGCUAUCUCCUGCCGGCCUUGCACCGACCCAAUCUGGACACAGUCACGAAAACGAUGACGAACAGGAUUCUCUUCUCGGGCCUGAAGGCCACGGCCGUGGAGGUGGAGCGUGGCGGUCAGGUGGAGACCGUGGAGGCGGAGAAGGAAGUGAUCCUGUGUGGCGGGGCGUACAACUCCCCACAGCUCUUGUCUCUGUCGGGUGUCGGCGACGGGGACCUGCUCAAGUCUCUGGACAUCCCCGUAGUGCAUCAUCUCCCCGGCGUAGGCCAGAACCUGCAGGACCACCUGGAGAUAUACAUCCAGCAGACGUGCAAGGAGCCCAUCACGCUGUACUCGGCUCAGUGGAAGUUCCCCCACAACAUGGUUCGGAUUGGUCUCGAGUGGUUCGUACGACAGACGGGCUGGGGAGCCACGGCUCAUCUGGAGUCUGGAGGUUUCAUCCGCAGCAGGGCUGGUUUGGAUCAACCGAACCUCCAGUAUCACUUCCUGCCCUCCACGGUCAACGAUCACGGGAGAAAGAUGGGUUCCUGUCACGCUUACCAAGUGCACAUUGGCCCGAUGAGGCCAACGUCGCGUGGGUCGGUCACCAUCAAAUCCAAAGACCCGAGAGAACAUCCGAAGAUUGUGUUCAACUAUCUGAGCACCCAGGAGGAUAUUGAAGAAUUCCGUGCGGGAAUCACUCUCACUAGAGAAAUCUUUGCACAGAAAGCGUUUGACAAGUAUCGAGGUCCCGAACUCGCUCCAGGAGCAGACAUCCAGACAGAUGAACAAAUUGACGCCUUUGCUCGCAGAAUGGCCGACAGUGCCUACCACCCAUCGUGCACCAACAAAAUGGGUUCACCAGACGACCCCAUGGCCGUUGUGGACCCCAGCGCCCGGGUGAUAGGCCUGGAGGGGCUGCGUGUCGUCGACGCGUCCAUCAUGCCUCAAGUGGUCAGCGGGAACUUGAACGGACCCACCAUAAUGGUGGCAGAGAAAGCAGCGGAUAUCAUAAGGGGAAGGAAGCCUUUGCCAAAAUCUACAGCUCCAGUGUACAGACCUGCCGAUCCCAACAAGCAGCGCUAGUUUGACACACACACGCACACACACAUGCUUGUUAAUUGAAUUUGGAGUUUUCCAAGUUCUUGUCAAAAAAAAAAUGUAGAUAUCUUUUUACUUUAUGUGGAAUAACAUGGAUUAACAGCAUGAAUUGCUGAAUGUCAGGGACUUGCAUCGUUUGUUGAAUUUUGAUGCCUUGUUGAAGUACGUGUUCUUGCUUUUGAUUUUUUUUGUAGAAGAGCUUUUGAUGUAAACUUGAGUGCUGUGUGAAUAGAUACAUAUUGUGAACGAGUGAAA
Aplysia californica (California sea hare) is the source of this 4047-nucleotide messenger RNA. RefSeq lists its product as uncharacterized. The transcript is spliced from 9 exons. Lineage: Eukaryota; Metazoa; Mollusca; Gastropoda; Aplysiida; Aplysiidae. Gene Ontology annotation, molecular function: flavin adenine dinucleotide binding; choline dehydrogenase activity. The record is from RefSeq and is a predicted model, not a curated record. The coding region runs from base 175 to 3777 and encodes 1200 amino acids. Gene Ontology annotation, cellular component: mitochondrial inner membrane.